GCACCGUUCGCGCAUAUAGCUUCCAGUCUUUGCUUCCCAUUUUGUAACGUGCAGUACAUACGUCUAAUGAAGUACUGACGUUUUUGGGUCCUAUUUUAAUUUGAUCUGGGUCCAUUAACACGUUUUUUAGACAGAACGUUCAUUUAAUAGCGGGAUUAAGGACAUAAAGGGUCUGAAAAACGUCAGGAAUCCUGCUAGUCGAGAAAAUAUAGCUUUACGUUGUGAGGAAGAAGUGGAAGAAAGAAAGUUGUGGAAGGAAAGAGAAGUACUGACGUCCCGCUGCGGUGUCGCAUGGCCGACGUGUGCAUUUCGAAAUCUAUCGUCGCGUGGUAUUUGCCGUACAGCAGGUAUAGACGUUAAAGAAGAAUUGCACGUGGCAAGACGAUUCUAAAAAGGAACAUACACACAAAAAGCGAACCUGUGGUACCCGGUUUUCGCGAGGACGCGGGCCACUUUAAUCUUUCCAACUAACUUCCUCGAUAAAUCUGCCGACACGUAUUAAAUCCGACGAAGAUCUCAGAAGCCGCGACCACGCGACUCUACGUACAGCAAUGUCCAACGAGGAAACUUCCGCCGACCGCAAUGUCGAAAUCUGGAAAAUAAAGAAACUCAUAAAGAGUCUCGAAAUGGCUAGAGGGAAUGGUACCAGUAUGAUUUCAUUAAUUAUACCCCCUAAAGACCAAAUAUCGAGAGUAAGCAAGAUGUUAGCCGAUGAAUUUGGAACUGCGUCUAAUAUUAAGUCCCGUGUAAAUAGAUUAUCGGUUUUGGGUGCAAUUACAUCUGUACAACAUAGGUUAAAAUUAUAUACCAAAGUGCCUCCAAAUGGCCUGGUAAUAUACUGUGGUACUAUUGUCACCGAAGAAGGCAAAGAAAAAAAAGUCAAUAUUGAUUUUGAACCAUUUAAACCUAUUAAUACUUCUUUAUAUCUUUGUGAUAAUAAGUUUCAUACAGAAGCCCUUACUGCAUUAUUAGCGGAUGAUAAUAAAUUUGGAUUUAUUGUUAUGGAUGGUAAUGGGGCUUUAUUUGGUACUCUUCAAGGAAAUACGCGUGAAGUUUUACAUAAAUUUACUGUUGACCUCCCUAAAAAACAUGGUAGAGGAGGUCAGUCAGCUCUUCGUUUUGCUCGGUUACGUAUGGAAAAACGACAUAAUUACGUCCGAAAAGUAGCUGAAGUAGCUACACAACUUUAUAUUACCAAUGACAAGCCUAAUAUUGCUGGAUUGAUAUUAGCAGGAAGUGCAGAUUUCAAAACAGAACUUAGUCAAUCAGAUAUGUUUGAUCCUAGAUUGCAAGCAAAAGUUAUAAAAUUAGUUGAUGUGUCGUAUGGAGGAGAAAAUGGUUUCAAUCAGGCCAUUGAAUUAGCGGCUGAAUCUUUGCAAAAUGUAAAAUUCAUUCAAGAAAAAAAACUCAUUGGUCGUUAUUUUGAUGAAAUUUCUCAAGAUACUGGAAAAUAUUGUUUUGGUGUAGAAGAUACAUUAAGAGCUUUGGAAUUAGGUAGUGUAGAAACGUUAAUUUGUUGGGAGAAUUUAGAUAUUCAACGAUAUGUUUUAAAAAAUCAUACAAAUGCAGAAGAGAAAGUAUUACACUUGACACCAGAACAAGAAAAAGACAAAACUCAUUUUACCGAUAAAGAGAGCGGAGUAGAAUUGGAACUUGUGGAAUGUCAACCGCUACUUGAAUGGCUUGCGAAUAAUUAUAAAAGCUUUGGUGCCACCUUGGAAAUUAUUACAGACAAGUCACAGGAAGGAUCACAAUUUGUCAGAGGGUUUGGUGGAAUUGGAGGUAUUCUACGUUACAAAGUGGACUUUCAAAGUAUGCAGCUGGAAGACAUUGAAAUUGAUAGUUUCGAUCUGGAUGACUAUUAAAUCCCUGAUUUGACAAAAACACGAUCCUCUUAGCUUCGAAAUGGAAAAUAUCACGUUCCUCUUUGCAUUAUAUUUCAAGAAAAGUAUGCAAAGAUGUACGUUGCAAAAUAAUUAUUUGAUGCGGUACAUAGGGUAUCAUCAGGAAAUUAUUGUCUAGACUAUGAACAUCAAGCAGCUAGCAAUUUACACAGGACAGUGCGGAAAAUAUGGUGCGUUGGUAACAGUUCAUACCUGUUAAUAACAACAAAGGCAACUCGAAGACUGUGACACUUAAUUAAGCCAGCUUGAUAUCUGCCUACUCCACACAUUACCUACUAUGUUCUUUGAUUAUUCACAUGGAUUUAUUUAAUUACUUGCUCAAACAAUGGUAUCAUGUAGAAUUGUACAGUAUAUGAUUUGAGGUAUAACAUUUUCUUUCACAUCAAUAUUUAUCAUCUUGUCAUCGUGCUAUUAAAAAGUGGUUAUCAGAUGUUCAUAAAUACAGUUCUAGCAUAAUUUUUGUUCACAUACGAUCAUAGCUGAGCUGUAAUAAACUGAUUGUCAUAAACUUAAAUGUGCGUAUCGUGCAUUCUAUACCAAUUGCAAAAUUCAUAUGAAUAAUAAAAAGCUCUGUACAUAUACAUAAAUUUUUAAUGGCACAGUUGCCUUAGGAGAAACAAAAUCUUUCCGUCUUAACGAGUGAUACACAUACAAAUGUAAGAACAGUUUCUUAAAAUCGAUAUUGCUUUAUUGCUGGCUCGCGAUUCUUAGAUUUUGUACACCCACGACUGUACAUAACAAAUGCUGUAUAAGCGUAUCAACCUAAUCUCUUAAUUGUUGAAGAGGUUCGCCUCAAUGGUAAGAUAAAUUCUUGCAAUAUAAGAAUAACAGUUACUAAAGAUAUUACAAAUAUUAUAAUUAAAUUUUUAAUUUGUCUUGCUUAUUUGUACAAUGCCUUUGUAAUAAACAGUACUGUAAAUGUAUAAAUGUGAAGAGAAUGCAAUGUGCGAUGUUGGCAAUGUAUCCUUUAUAAAAAAAAAAAGAAGAAAAAUAUUAUAAGGAAUAGUUUUUUUCUUAAUGUUGUGAAAUUUUCGAUAAAUGAUGUCUGUUUAUUUACAUCAUAAAAUUUCAUUUACUUUAUGAUUUUUCUGUGCAAGGCAUGCAUAUUAAAAUAUUAUUUUACGACGAGCAAGAUUAAUAAAAAUUUGAUUUGCUGUCGUGUACAACGAAUUUUUAAUAGAUUAAAAAGAAAAAAAUAACAUUCAAUCUUUUAUUUUGAAUGAGAGAAAUUUUUGGAUGUUCCAACCUAUAAAAUAUAUCAAAGAUUUAAGAGCCAUUAUUAAAUGUAUCUUGGAUAAACAUAACUAAUAAUUUGAAAAUAUAUUUUUGAAGAAAAUAGUUUGUGUGUUAUAGGUUGUUCUAAUAUGUUAUGUUUAUUUUUCUAACGUUUCUUUUUCUUUUUUCUUUUUUUUUUUAAUGACGUGAGUUAUUUGUUGAUAUAAAGAAUCGCAGAAGGUAUGAUUAUAAAUAUACAUAAAAUUUUAAUCAAUAUUCAAAUAUCGUAGGAAAAGUAUUGCGAAAUAUCAAGUUUACUUGAUUAGGCAUAAUAAUUCGGAAAAGAAUUAAUUUAAAUCAUAGCCAUAAAAUCCAUGGGAUUUUAAUCUUUUUGGUGAGAGUGGAGAUAUUUACACUGCCGAAUCGUAUGACGUAAUAAGGUAUCGCUGAGCACAGUAUCUACUAUAAAAAUAAGUUAAAUUUGGAACUGUUCAUUGUUUACAUUAAUAUUAGCUCGUAACUUACAUUUAGAAGUUCAUAGAUUAUUUUCAAACUAUUUUAAUAUUACAAAUGUAUCUUAUUCAAUCAACGACCAAUUAACAUUUAAACGAA
Vespa mandarinia (Asian giant hornet) is the source of this 3731-nucleotide messenger RNA. RefSeq names its product eukaryotic release factor 1 (gene eRF1). Gene Ontology annotation, molecular function: translation release factor activity. Gene Ontology annotation, biological process: translational termination. The record is from RefSeq and is a predicted model, not a curated record. Lineage: Eukaryota; Metazoa; Arthropoda; Insecta; Hymenoptera; Vespidae.